Messenger RNA from Marasmius oreades (fairy-ring Marasmius), 2014 nucleotides. RefSeq lists its product as uncharacterized. Gene Ontology annotation, biological process: regulation of transcription by RNA polymerase II. The transcript has 3 exons. Gene Ontology annotation, molecular function: DNA-binding transcription factor activity, RNA polymerase II-specific; RNA polymerase II cis-regulatory region sequence-specific DNA binding. NCBI's taxonomy places the organism in Eukaryota, Fungi, Basidiomycota, Agaricomycetes, Agaricales, Marasmiaceae. Gene Ontology annotation, cellular component: nucleus. The record is from RefSeq and is a predicted model, not a curated record. Bases 178 to 1890 code for a protein of 570 amino acids.
CUUUCUUAGACGGCAUCCGCUCGCAAGCUUGUCCCAGUCUCGCUAUCUUAGUAUCAUUGCUUUCUCAUCGCGAACUUAUCUCUUGGACAUUUAUUUUUUGGUUUGUUCUCGUCUGGCUUUCAACAUAUCCCGAAUCAACUUUUAACUUUUUGUUCUCAAGUGUCUGAUUUCCCUAACAUGGACUCUGAGGAACCAUUGUUAGAUUUAUCAGACGUAGUACACGACGAGACAAUUGACGACCACGAAGGAGAGCUGCCUUCCGACAGUCCCACACCUGACACGCGUUUUAACGAUCCUGAACAUGAUCUCAUUCACUCCACUUCAUCGAAUCAUUUCCCAGAAGCAGCUGUGUCACGUCUCAAAACCUCCAGUUCAGUUUCCUUCUCUUCAGUAGAACUCCUCGAGCACGAGAUAGCCAAUAUCAUCAAUCAGAACAUCUCACCUGACGCUGUGCCUGCUGCAGUGCUGUCAUUCGCUGUUCAACAACGGCAAGGAGUCCAAGAUGCCACGGAUAGUACAGAAGUAGACGGCUCAACCGGAGGGGUAGAAAGUCUAGGAAGUUAUCUGAACAGUAUUGCUGCGGUCCUUCAGGCUGCUCAGAACUCCACCGCAGGUGGACGCGAAGCUGCAUUGGUGCUCAUGCAGUCGACAGACAAGGAAGACAACAUCACAGAGAUAACUACUCGCAAAGUCCCCGCCUUUCAUUCUCUAAACGCAUCAGAAAAGACGCAAGAGCCGCCGCGGAAGAAGAGACGCCGUAAUAAUUCUGAGCGGGAUGACAAUCCUGGCUAUCUCUCGUCUGAAGGCAGUCGCGACACUCAUGAAAGUCAUGAAUCCCAGUCAAUCUCAGUACCUCCUCGCGCCAUUGGUUUACCACCAACGGCCUCAACCCCUACCGAAUUUACGGACAUCAGCGAUUUUCUUACCCAAUUAUCUGCACAGUUUGGGAAUCGCGGCGCCUCGUCAGUGGUGUCUACUCGAAAUGCCAACGAGGACUCGAAUGGUCCCAACAAUAAAUCACCCGUUCUAGUCCCUUCGAAUCGCGCAAGCGCACCUAACACACCUUCAACGUCUUCUGCCCCUUCUGUUCCCCCCCGCAAGAAAGGCAAAAGAACACGAGACAAGGAGAAAGUAAUUACCACCACCUCCCAUCCCUGCGAAGAGAGCGAAUGUGGGAAAUCAUUCACUCGUCGCAGCGACCUUGUCCGACAUAUGCGAAUACAUACCGGAGAACGGCCGUUUGUAUGCAGCCAUGUCGGGUGUGGUAAAACCUUCAUUCAGAGGUCAGCCUUGCAUGUUCAUGCGAGGGUACACACUGGCGAAAAGCCCUAUUGCUGCGAAUAUCCUGGUUGCGGUAAAACAUUUGGUGACUCGAGUAGUCUUGCACGGCACCGCCGUACACACACCGGCAAGAGACCAUAUAAAUGCGAGGAUCCACGCUGCGAAAAGACGUUCACGCGGCGAACGAGUUUGACACAGCAUAUGCACACCCACGACCCGAACUGGGAACCAGAUCCCAAUUUGAAAUACAGCUUCAAGGGAAAGAAGAGGCGGUCCGAUGAAGACGAAGAUCCCUUGGCGGAGUCCAUACUUUCUACUCUAUUCAAUCCUCCUUCAGCUCCUGAUCUUCCUUCACAAGAGGAACCCUUGGAAGUGCGUGUCGCUAGUAUCAGUGCUGAACUUGCUGCCGCUAUCGCUCAGGCUCAAAGACGGGUAUACGAUAAAGACGAUGACGAAGAGGAAGAGGAAGAGGAAGACAGCGAGGAGUCGGAAUAUGAGCGAGAGAUUGCGGGCCGCGAUACUAUCGGUCCGAAUAUCAGCGGUAUUAGGGGGUUGGUUGCGGAUGGGGAUGGACCAAUCCCUACCUCAAAGACACUCGAUGCCAAUUAGCUUUCCACUGCAUUUGUACUUCAAAUAAUACAACAUAGCUGGAGUUGGCGACUACGACGGCUUGUUGCAAUAAAUUGUUCUGCAUAAAUUACCUCGACACACUGGCCGUAGCAGAACCCUGGGC